Gasterosteus aculeatus aculeatus (three-spined stickleback) is the source of this 3998-nucleotide messenger RNA. It is a transcript of the gene niban2a, whose product is annotated as niban apoptosis regulator 2a. The record is from RefSeq and is a predicted model, not a curated record. Lineage: Eukaryota; Metazoa; Chordata; Actinopteri; Perciformes; Gasterosteidae.
CACACCCUUAGCAGGGCCGCCCGAACACGUCGAACCAGUGAUGACUCCCGGAGGGUGUGAACCAGGCCAGUGUUCACCUCCCCCUGCUCCUCUCCACCACGCCGCAGUCCUCCACCUCCACCCGGGAGAGAAGACACGCAGCAGCGCCUCUCAGGGAGGAACAGGAUUUUACCCGGUGGGUCUGACUCGGAUAUUUGAGCACCGGCCGUGAAGCAGCUCGGAUAACUCGGUCCGCGGGUCUCUACUGUAGCCAUGGGGGACGUGGUCUCAUCUCACCUGGAUGAGGGCAGGCGGGAGGCGAUAACAGGUCGCACCACAGAGGUCAUGAAGCAGUUCAGCGAUGUGUACGAGCAGCAGUACGCAGUCGCUCUCUUCAACAGCAUCCGCUUCGAGAUCGAAGGAGGAGGAGCACCGCAGUCACAGCUGCUUCACAGGAAGGACGCUCUGGCAGGCCGGUCCAUCUUCUCUGGGAGUCUGUUUCAGUAUCUGGAGGAGAAUCGGAAGUGGAGGAAUCGCUUUGUGUUUGUGCCAGACAGCUACACCAUCAGCCUCUAUGAGAGCAAGACCGCUCACGAACGAGGCCUUCACCCGAAAGGAACCAUCAACUGCGCUGGGUACAAGGCCCUAAACUCAAUAGAGCAGUACAUGGAGCUGAUUAAUACCAGCCUCCCAGGUAUCAAGGCCAAAGCGGGCAGUACUCCGUUCAUCAAGUGCGCGUCCCAGUUCCCCCUCAUCCUGUGGCACCCGUACGCCCGCCACCACUACUUCUGCGUGAGGACGGAGAAGGAACAAAAGAAGUGGCACGCAGUGCUGCAGGACUGCGUCAGGCACAGUAACAACGGUCUGUCGGAGGACUGCACGAUUCAGACGCCAGCCUUCACUGACUCCGUGAGACUUCACAGACAAGCCAAGGGACACUACGGGACCUGGGACAUGAUGUGCGGAAAACCCCCCCAGAUUCUUGCUAAUCUGGUGAUGGAGACCCUCCACCCGGAGCUGAGAACCAUAAUUGGGCCUCGGCUGAAGGGGAAGCUGCAGCAGAGGCAGAAGCAUUGGAUGCUGAUCUCCGACGGCGUGUACAGGCAGGUGUUGUCUCGGACCACCGGCCACUACGAAGCCCUGAUGGAUGCCUGCGAGGCCCAGAGAGGUCCGCUGGACGCCAGACUGCGAACAGACAUGGACCAGAUCAUCGCGUCCAAAGAGCACGUCAGCAGCAAGAUGCGAGCUCUGGUGUUGCCCAAGGCGGAGCAGCUCCUCCGGACCAACGUCCAGCCCUACAUCCCCUCCAUCCUGGAGGCCCUCAUGGAGCCCACCAGCCGGGGUUUCUCCGAGGUCAGGGAGGUUUUCUUCAGGGAGCUGGUGGAGAUCAGCAAGAACUCGCUCAACGGAGAGGGGAAAGACAUACUGGGAGACCACAUGGAGAGGCUGUCGAUGCUCGCCCUCCACCCGGUGAAGAUGCAGAGCUGCUACGAGAAGGUGGAGCAGCUCAACCUGGACGGGCUGCAGCAGAGGUUCGACGUGGCCAACCCCUCGGUGUUCGUCGGCAGGGCUCAGAUCCUCAUGGGGGAGCAAAUGGACAAUGCAGUUUACACAUUCGAGCAGCUGCUCAACCAGUCUUUAGAGACCAAGGGAGAAGAUGACGUGUGCAAGACCAUCCAGCGAUGCCAGGACCGGGUGCUUAAGAAAUAUGAUUAUGACAGCAGCACGGUGCGCAAGAAGUUCUUCAGAGAGGCUCUGCUGCAGAUCAUCAUCCCCUACAUGCUGCAGCAGCUCUCUCCAUCCUACUCACCGGAGCUGCCUCGCUUCAAAGAGAUGAUCUUUGAGGACUUUUCCCGUUUCCUGCUGGUGGGAAACCUGUUUGAGGAGGUGGUGCUGCAGUGUGUCUCCAAGGACAUAAUGAUGGCUGUGAAGGAGGCAGCCAUCCAGAGGAGACACAACCUCUACAGGGACAGCAUCGUUCUGACCAACAGCGACCCCAACCUGCACCUGCUCGGAGAAAGCCCUCAGGUGGACUGGGCCGCUAAGUUCGGGGCCGACGAGCCGGAGGGCUGCGUUGGCGGCGGCCGAUCUGAAGGAGGCGGUUCUGGGAGCAGACGCAGGCAGGUGGUGUCCAUGAUCCAGCUGGACGGAGUCCCUCUGCCCUUCGAGUCCUGCCUGGAGGUCCCCGGUGUGGAGCUCAUCCCCGAGGAGGACGUGUCUGAGGGCACAGAGGAGGACCCGGAUCUGCCGGAGGAGGCCAAGUCUCCCGACCGCGUGGUUGAGAUCCGAGACCUGAUUAAUCCCGUGGUGGCGGUGGCGCUUCCCGCGUCGACGGAGAGCCCGACCGACCUGACCAACGGGACGGCGGUGACCACCGGCACCGUCACCUGGGAGGAUGGGGUGCAGGAGGAUGUGACGCACGUGACCACCAUGGUGGAGGACGUCCCCAGGAAGGCUCCGCGGGAGACGGCGUCCACGCAGGCAGCGGUCCAGCAGCUAGUCGAAAACACGAAGCGGGAACACGACGAGGAGCGUCAGGAGGAGGCCGCCGCCAGGGGCGCCGUGGAGGAAAUAGAAGAGGCGGCGCAGGACGACGACAGCGGAAGGAUCACGGAUGUCUCUGCAGCAGAAUCAGACAACGAGUCGUCGGCAGCUCCGCAGCCGGCUUCAGUCUCCGGCUCCCAGAGCGACAGCGGCUCCCAGUCGCCAGCCAAUGGGGGGCCGGAUGAGGACGCGCCGCAGCCGAUCACAAACGGUCUGAACGGAGAGGACAAAGUGCUCGACCCGGUGGAAGUGGAAGUGCUUCUGGCGUGAGGGAGAAACAUAACUCUGUACCAGGAGAUGAAACGUGUGCGGCGCACGCCGUCGGAGAGGUGGUGGAUGGCGUUGUGCACGUCGCACACUCUCAGCCUCCCGUUGCACCUCGCCCAUCGGUUCCUUUCUAUGCAGCUUGGUGAAUUUUGUGGCAAAGUGUAGUCAUAUUUUUUGUUUGACACCGCUUUCAUAUCUGCUCCUCUUUGCUAGUUUAACGGAUUAAUAGUCCGUCACAGGGAUCAGGGGUUUUUCUAUGUGGGAAUCCACUUUUUUAAAUUUUUAACCAACAACGUCAUCUAAGUUAUUAACGUUUUCAAGUUUUAUGUCAGCCCCAUUUGUUUUCUUCUUGAUGCAUCACAUGAAUAAUCACAGCCUCUACCUGGACAGCAGGCGGUGCCACAAUCUGCCACAACUACUUUUUUUAAAUCUAGUUUUCUUUUCAAAGUUAUUCCUGUAUUCGCAAAUGGCCUUUUAUGUUUCAACACCAGACAUUUAGUACAAUCUGUACGGAAUGAUUUGCACUCGAUUGGAUUUUUAAAAAAUCUUUUAGACCUCCAAACAACCAAAAUGUAUCACUUCUUUGCUGGUGGAUGUACAUUGCCAACAUACAGUAACUUGUAGGAUUUAGAUAUAACUUGUAAUCAGACGGAGCGCUCUUUGUGAUAAUAGACAUUUAUAGUCAUCAUUCCCAAAUUUCUGUGUUUUUCAACUUCAAGUAAAUUAAAUCAAAAACCAGGGACAAUUUUAUCUACACAUCAUUUAACUCAAAUUUUAUAUCUAGGUGAAUUUUAAAAUAUUGAUCUUUAGAUUGAGUUGCUUUUACAAGAGUUUUUAUAUCCUCAUUUUUGUUGUAAAAUAAAAGGUCACUGAUCACUUACCUUGUGGAGGAAAUGUUAGGGAAAUAUUUUUGGGUUACUGUAAAGAUAGUAUUAAGCGCUUUCGCUUGCUUAUUUGUUGGACAUUAUUGCACAUCUAUCGAAUGACCUACUAUGCAAUUAAAGACUCAAGGUUUAAAAAGAAACAACAGGAUUUGAAAUACAAAAUGCUCCUUUUAUAAUAAACAUGGAGGUUGCUUUUGAAUAUUAUAUUUAUAUCUCCAGUAAAAAAAACGUUUUAGGGCAGAUGGAUAGGAAAUAACGACAGUGUGGUUUAUUAAGACCACAAGUGGAAUUAAUAUGUAAAUAAAGUACAAACAUGUCAUUUAA